GCUAAUCACUUAAUGACGUCUCCGAUAAUGAAACUUAGGCAGCGCAAUCGCGGUGUCGUGCCUGCGGCGGGCACCAGACCGCGUGCCAAAAUUUGUUAGGAGUCCUCCUGCCUGCAAGUGGCGUUCACUGGAUUGACGACUGCACACUCGACUUGCUUCAUCACCUCGUAGUUUGGGUGCAGCCUGCGAUCUUCACUUACAGCGGACUUUACUGUAUCGCAAGCUGCUUGAAGGGCAUAGCAGGCCACGACAGUGCUGGAUUCUGAUGCGGGAACGAUACAUCUCGGAUCUGACCUGCGAAUUCGCGGUGUCGCGCCAUCAUGAAGUUCUACAUCGAUGACCUUCCGGUGCUUUUCCCAUACCCUCGGAUCUACCCCGAGCAAUAUGCAUACAUGUGCGAUAUCAAGCGGACCCUCGAUGCUGGGGGUCAUUGCGUUCUUGAAAUGCCUUCAGGCACUGGAAAGACGGUCUCCCUGGUAUCUCUCAUUGUCGCAUAUCAGCAACACUACCCUGAGCACCGAAAGCUGAUAUAUUGCUCGCGUACCAUGUCCGAGAUCGAAAAAGCUUUGGCUGAAUUGAAAGCUCUGAUGAAAUACCGCUCAGAACAACUAGGUUAUGUGGAAGACUUUCGAGGUCUUGGUUUAACCAGCAGAAAGAAUCUGUGCUUGCAUCCAUCCGUGAAGAGAGAAAAAAGUGGUGCUGUGGUUGAUGCCAGAUGUCGCAGUCUGACUGCCGGUUUCAUCAAGGAGAAGAAAGAAAGAGGAGAAGAUGUCGAGCUCUGCGUCUAUCAUGAGAACCUGGACCUUCUCGAGCCUCACAAUUUACUUCCCCCGGGCGUUUUCACUCUUGACGAUCUGCUACGAUACGGUGAGGACCACAAGCAAUGCCCCUACUUCUCAGCGCGAAGAAUGAUGUCCUUCUGCAACGUUAUCAUCUACUCCUACCACUAUCUUCUAGACCCAAAAAUCGCCGAACGUGUCUCCAAAGAACUCUCAAAGGAUUGUAUCGUCGUCUUUGACGAAGCUCACAACAUUGACAACGUCUGUAUCGAGUCUUUAUCGAUUGACAUUACGGAAGAUUCCCUGAGGAAAGCAACCCGCGGCGCCAACAAUCUCGAACGUAAGAUCGAGGAGAUGAAGGACUCUGAUGAACAAAAGUUACAGGAUGAGUACCAGAAACUUGUCCAAGGCCUCCGAGAAGCGGACGAGGCUCGACGAGAGGAUGCGUUCAUGGCAAACCCAACAUUACCAGAUGACCUAUUAAAAGAAGCCGUCCCAGGUAACAUCCGAAGGGCCGAGCACUUUGUCGCUUUCUUGAAGCGAUUCAUAGAGUACCUGAAAACACGCAUGAAAGUGCUGUAUGUCAUUCAGGAAACUCCACCAUCAUUCCUCUCUCACCUGAAAGAACUCACCUUCAUCGAGCGCAAGCCCUUGAGGUUCUGCGCAGAACGACUGACCUCGCUUGUUCGCACACUCGAACUGACCAAUAUCGAAGAUUAUCAGCCUCUUCAGGAAGUCGCCACUUUUGCUACGCUUGUUGCAACUUACGAAACUGGUUUCCUCUUGAUCCUGGAACCCUUUGAGACCGAACAAGCAACAGUUCCAAACCCCAUACUGCAUUUUGCCUGUCUGGACGCGUCAAUCGCUAUGAAGCCGGUGUUCGAACGAUUUUCCUCUGUCAUCGUCACCUCCGGAACAAUGUCUCCUCUGGAGAUGUACCCUAAGAUGCUCAAUUUCACGACCGUUACGCAGGAAUCGUAUCCGAUGUCGUUGGCACGACGGUCUUUCUUACCAAUGAUUGUUACGCGUGGUUCGGAUCAACAAGCGAUCACAUCCGGCUUCCAAUCUCGUUCCGACCCUGGCGUCGUUCGCAACUACGGUGCUUUGCUGUUUGAGUUUGCAAAGAUUACGCCCGACGGUAUUGUGGUGUUCUUUCCUUCCUAUCUCUACAUGGAGAUGAUCAUCAGCAUGUGGCAGGGGAUGGGCAUUCUCGACCAGAUCUGGACUUACAAGUUGCUUCUCGUGGAGACCCCUGACGCACAAGAGACAAGCCUAGCGCUCGAAACGUAUCGCACUGCUUGUGAGAAUGGCAAGGGUGCCAUCUUGCUUUGUGUCGCUCGCGGGAAAGUGUCUGAAGGGAUCGAUUUUGACCAUCACUAUGGCCGCACAGUGCUGUGUAUGGGUGCACCCUUUCAGUACACGGAAUCCAGGAUCCUGAAAGCAAGGCUCGAGUUUUUACGAGAGAACUAUAGGAUCAAAGAACAAGACUUUCUUUCUUUCGACGCCAUGAGACAUGCUGCGCAAUGCCUGGGUCGAGUAUUGAGAGGGAAAGACGACUACGGAAUCAUGGUUCUCGCUGAUCGACGCUUCCAAAAGAAACGCAAUCAACUACCGAGGUGGAUAAACGAAGAAAUCCAUGAUGGGCAGACUGGCUUGAGUACGGAUGCCGCCGUUGGUAUGGCAAAGAAGUUUCUCAGAAGUAUAGCACAGCCCCUAGGUGCCGCCCAAAAGGCACCCGAUGGUUCGAUCAAGGGCAAAGACAGCUGGAGCUUUCAGGAGCUGGAAGCCUUCCAGAAGGAGCAAGCAUUGAAGAAAGGUCAAGGAGAUGUAGGCAGAGAGGGAGCCGAUUUCCACGACUACAUGCACAGCGAAGUAAAUGGCAUACCGACGCAGAACAACCACAAUGGUCAUUCGGCCACGGCCGACGAAUUCGACGAGAUCAUCGCUGAUGAAGAUCUGCUGAUGGCGGAAGCCAUGGAGGUUGGGUGAAGGACCACACUUAUUGCAGGCCUUGCCAGCACUACUUUUGAUAUCAGGGACCGAACCAACCGUCGAACCCGAUUCAGCGAUCAGAGGAAGCCUUCUUUCCCUAGCGAUGCUCUCUGGGACUUGGGAUACACGUAUUUCGGCACGGUCAAUUGUCUGAUACUGCAGCCAAAUGAAGCAGAACACACUAUCGUGUCCGGCAGUCGGCAUCCACAAGGGUGAAUUACGGUGCUCGGUGCGCUCCACG
Messenger RNA from Exophiala viscosa, 3012 nucleotides. Its product is annotated as DNA repair helicase rad15. Gene Ontology annotation, biological process: transcription by RNA polymerase II; nucleotide-excision repair; positive regulation of mitotic recombination. Gene Ontology annotation, cellular component: nucleus. Lineage: Eukaryota; Fungi; Ascomycota; Eurotiomycetes; Chaetothyriales; Herpotrichiellaceae. The transcript is spliced from 2 exons. Gene Ontology annotation, molecular function: DNA helicase activity; hydrolase activity, acting on acid anhydrides, in phosphorus-containing anhydrides; damaged DNA binding. The coding region runs from base 321 to 2768 and encodes 815 amino acids. The record is from RefSeq and is a predicted model, not a curated record.